AUGCCCAAGACGAUCAGUGCCAAGCCCAAUGGAACCGACAGGCUAUCCCCUGAUGCUGUAACGGGUACUAGCGCAAACCGAAAGAACACUGCAAGUCCAGUUAAUGUAAGUGCUGUACUUAGGCGGAGCCAUGAAAGGAAUGUGCGUUCGAUUGCUGUUGGGAAGGAUAAUGCCAUUCUUGAUAAGGAGCAGUGUGCACAGGCUGAAAUUUGGAAGAACGAAAUGACUACACGCCUUGAGCGAAGGAGAUGGUCUUUUAGAGGAGGAGGAGGGGGGAAGGGGUUUUCGUGUAUGAGGGGUCACCCGAAGAAAAUCAUCACUACACGAACAAGCAAGGGUUUUAUGAAAAUUACUUUGUCAUUUGAUUGGACAGAUUUAGUAGAUUGGCUGAAGCUGUGA
This is a messenger RNA of Paraglomus brasilianum, 399 nucleotides long. The record is from the annotation of a GenBank genome assembly. Lineage: Eukaryota; Fungi; Glomeromycota; Glomeromycetes; Paraglomerales; Paraglomeraceae.